GUUGUGGGCCCGGUUGUUCAAAAGCCUGUUAAAUUUUAACGGACCGUUAACUAGUCCUUAACGGUCCGUUAACGUUAACAGAGCAAAAGCCUGUUGCUCAAAGUGCCGUUAACCUUUAACGACCCGUUAAGCCCACGUUAACUUAACGGAAGGGGAGGGGGUACAUUAGCUCACUAACAUUACCAUUAGCAUCAGUUCUAGGUCUAGCUCCAUGGUGACAACAUGGCGUUUAUUGUCCAGCCGAAUGCAGCAUUCAUGAACAUUAGACCACAAAGAAAACUUAAGGAAUUCAGGAAUUUUUCUGUUGAGUUUAAUGAAAUGGAAUUACACCAAAGAUACCGAUUUCGAAGAGAUUCCAUUGACUACAUAAUAUCUUUGGUUCGUGAUGAUGUGGAGAGAGACACAAAAAGGAACCAUGCUCUCACUGUAGAGAUGCAGGUGCUAGUCACCUUGAGGUUCUUGGCCAGCGGUAGUUUCCUACAGGUUGUGGGAGACACGGUUGGCCUUGAUAAGAGUACAGUUUCGAGGACUGUUGAUAGAGUGUGCGAUGCUCUUGUUCGAAAGCGGCAUCAGUUUAUCAAGUGGCCAAGCGUACAAGAGAAAGACAAGAUAAAGAAGGGCUUUUUUGAGAUUGGAGGUUUCCCUAAUGUCAUCGGUUGCAUUGAUGGUACCCAUGUCCGGAUUCAGGCACCCACCCAAGAUGAGCCUGCUUAUGUCAACCGUAAGGGCUGGCACAGCAUAAACGUGCAGGCUGUUUGUGACGAUAAAGGAAAUAUAACCAACUUGUGUGCCAGCUGGCCAGGCUCCACCCAUGACAGCCAUAUAUUUAGGACAUCAAAUCUGAGACAACACUUAGAAGCCAACCACACCAGAAUUUCAGAUGGGUUUGUCCUUGGAGAUAGUGGAUAUGCAUGCCGACCCUACUUACUCACUCCCUACCUUCACCCACAAGGGAACCCUCAACAGCGGUAUAACGACAGACUGUGUAGGACCAGAGUCACCAUAGAGAGGACCUUUGGCCGAUUAAAACGAAGGUUUCAUGUUCUGCAUUCUGAGAUCCGUAUGAACCCAGGAAAGGUGUGCAAAAUUAUAUUGACCUGCGCAAUAUUGCACAACAUAGCUAUCUUUCGGAGUGAGGUUCUUGAUGUCGAUGAUGCCCAUGUGAGACAGGACCAGCCACCCAUUGACCACUACAGAGGACGGAAUGACGGCAAGGCUAUCAGGGAUCAUAUAGCAAGUACUUUCUUUGCUAACUAGACUCUGGUUCUCUCUCUCUCCUGCUAAGACCUGGUACUGCAUAUGGAGUACAUCAUCAUUACUGUGCUUAGUCUUCCUGGAUUUUCUCAGUCUGCCCUGGAUCUUCUCUGUCUGCACUUCAUCUUGCCUGCUUGAUGGUGGAAUUUUAGAACAUUCAAUUGGUGUAUCCAUGGGUGAUGCUGGUAGUUUGACGCCAGAUUCAGGAUCAGUUGAAAUAGUUUGCUGAUUAUUUGUAGAAAAAGAUACUAAUUCCAUUGCUUCCAUAUCUUCAAGAUUGACUGUUUCUGUAAUUGACAAGUGUUACAUUGCAUCAGAUUUAAAUAUACUAAUAUAGUGUAAUGUGUCAUACAACUCAUUGUUUACAAAUUAAUACUUAUAACGUUCAAUUUAGUAACUGAUUUUUUUAAUCUGCAACAUGAUGUCUUGUUAUUUUCAUCAUUAGUUUCUAUAUUUAGAAUCAAGAAUUUAAAAAGUAAUUAAAAAUUGUUAAUCAGUUUCAUAUCAUUAUUAUAUUUUCUUUCAUAAGAAAUGAAGUUGUACAGAAUAAAUACAUUAUCUGUUAUAGAUUUGUAUAUUUAAUGCUAAUAUAAUGUCUUCAUUCACAACUUUCAUACAUUUAAUAAAAUCUUUUAUUCAGUUCAAGUGAAUACAUUCUUGUUUUGUGUGUUAUCAUGACUUAGUAGUCAUUAGAUAUAUUGCUACCUUUGAAGCUGUGAAAUUACUGAUUUUUUCAUUUAUGGUCAUUCACAAUCAUAAUGGAUUUGUUAUCCUAGUUGAAAUUAUAAUGUAACAUAUGUAUUUUCAUUCUCCAUGCAUUAAAACAUAACCUUGAUGAAAUACAA
Molecule: messenger RNA, 2099 nt
Organism: Haliotis rubra (blacklip abalone)
Lineage: Eukaryota; Metazoa; Mollusca; Gastropoda; Lepetellida; Haliotidae
Product: putative nuclease HARBI1
Exons: 5
Coding region: 223-1257 (344 amino acids)
Source: RefSeq, a predicted model, not a curated record